This is a messenger RNA of Phascolarctos cinereus (koala), 3798 nucleotides long. The record is from RefSeq and is a predicted model, not a curated record. NCBI's taxonomy places the organism in Eukaryota, Metazoa, Chordata, Mammalia, Diprotodontia, Phascolarctidae.
CUCCUGAUUUUACUGAUGAAGCACAGGAAACCGCAGGAAACCAGGAACUGGGAGCAGAACUCCUUUCCAGAACAAGCCCUAGCUCGGAAGAAAAGGAAUGUGGUUUGGCCGGCUGGUGAGCAGCUGAGGAGGAGCUUCAGGGCAGACACAGGGGCAGGCUCGGGCUGGAGCGUCCUGUACAGAAGAGGGACACCUGGCAGCCCAUCUCCAGCAAUGCAGCCAUGUUCCCAGUGCGCUGAUCUCUCCGAUGCUCAUGGGGAGCCUGCUGCCAGGGGCUCCCCUCGUUCGCUCUUUGCUUCUUCUCAUCAGCCUUUCUGGCUAUUCUGGGAGCAGGUCCUCUCAUGUGAACUGGUGGGGGCCCCGUUGUUUUCAAUCUUCCCACAUGAAAGUCCUGCUCUUGACCUUCACCAGAAUGGGGUCUUGUCCAAAAGGUCACAGUGCUCUCUGGCGAGGCGAUGCCCACUCUGCUUCCACAUCCAACUUGCUUUGAGCAUGCCAGGUCUUCGAAAGCCCUGGCUUCACUUUCUAAUGCGGAAAUCUCCCAAGUCCCCAAAGUUCCAGCUUUGCACGAGGCUCAGGAUGCCAACUGCUGCCCAGUGGAAGUGGCUAUGUGACUGCUGCCUGGCUAGACAGGGCCACCGUGUUGCUGUCUCCUUCCCAGCUGUGCCCAGCUCUGGGCUGCGCUUAAAAAGGACCCAGUUCAGCCUUCCAGAGAUAGCCGAUGGGACUUCGCAGCUGCCUGUUUCCCAAGGGCCUAGAGGGCCUGAGUUCUCCUUCGUGCUGCUCCUGGGAGAGAGGGCUGUUCAGGUCACAGCCCCACUGGGCCCUGACAUCAGUGUGAGGCUGUGCCACCAGUGGGUUCUCGAGUGUGAGGAACUGAGCAGUCCCUUCCACAAACAGGAGACUGUGUCUGGAGGUCACACCAUCCAGCUGCCCUAUGAGUUCCUGCUGCCCUGUCUUUGCAUAGAGGCAGCAUACCUGCACCACGACAGUGUGCGGAGGAAGCAGUGCCCCUUGAAGGACCAACCUGAAGUCUACAGCAUGGACUUCUGGAGGUCAGUGCAGUUCAUUGACCACAGCUACCAGGACCAGAUGGCCAUGAUCCUAACCCUACGCUGCCCGGUGAAGCUCAAGGCCUCCCUGUGCCAGAAACAGAGCUGGCACAGUCCCUGUGAAGACCUUCCCAAUGCCACGGUUUCUUCGUCAGAAGGGUGGUAUGUUUUGGAGAAGGUGGAUUUGCACCCGCAUCUUUGCUUCAAGUUCUCUCUUGGGAAUAGUACCCACGUUGAAUGUCCCCAUAGGAACGCCUCCUCCUGGAACGUGAGCAUGGAUAUUCAGUACCAGCGACUGGUCCUGCACUUCUCCUCAAGGACCCCAGCUGCUUUCAGUGUUGCUUGGUGCCUCCCGGGGGUGGAACAUUACGAUCCACAGCUGCCUGUUUACUCUGUCAGCCAGCCUAAUGGUUCCGGCCCAGUGAAGUCAGAUCUCAUCAUCCCCUUACAGAGCUUCGGGGGCUGUGUUCUGGUAAUGAACCUUUCUCAUAUCCACCCCCCUCCUCCCUACCCAACCUUCAUUCUCAUUGUGGACCCUUUACUGGGCAGGUGUGGAGGUCAGAUGUCCAAUAUUCUCAGAAGCGCCUUUUAUGUCCCAAUGGUAAGUCUCAGGGUCAGAGAUGGCAAAGGGGAUGAGGUAGGGGAGCCCUAUCCUGGCCUCACCUUUUCUGGUUCAGUCUCUCACAGGCACUUGGGGCUUCUGGCUCUGGGGCUGUUGAUGGGGGCUGCCCUGCUGGUGACUAUCCUGGCUUUGAACUACCAGGGCUUACAGAGGCUACUGACAGGCCCUGGACGACCCAGGCCCGUGCUGCUGCUCUACUCUGCGGACUCGGAGGCGCACCGCCGUCUAGUGGGCGCCCUGGCCGAGUUGUUGAGGGUGGCCCUGGGAGGCGGCGAAGAUGUGAUCCUGGACCUGUGGGAGGGGGAGCGCGUAGCCCGCUUGGGGCCCCUUCCUUGGCUGUGCGGGGCCCAGGCCCGCGUGGCACAGGAGCGGGGCACCGUGUUGCUCCUCUGGAGUCGGACCAGCAGCCACCUUUACCGCCGCUGGCGGGCUGGGGCCGGGCCCAGAUGCGCCCAGGACCCCCAGGACCUAUUCCGAGCAGCCCUAAGCUGCUACCUGCACCCUGGCCCAGGAACUGCUGGAGGGGCGCGACCUCCCCUGCUGGCCUUCUUUAGUAAGCUCUGUGCCAAGGGGGACAUUCCCCGGCCGCUGCGCACUCUCCCUCGUUUCCGCUUGCUCGGAGACCUGCCUCAGCUGCUCAGGGCCCUGGGCGCCGAGGACGCUCUCAGAGCCCCAGCAUGGCUUGGACUCCGGCCCCGGCCCCGGCCUCCGCCCUCAGAGCGCGCAGAUUGGCAGUGCUAUUUGCGGAACCGCCUGGAGCUGUGCCAAAGACUGGAACGGGAAGCAGCCCAGGUUGAGCUGCUCAGCUCGGACAGGGGAUGAGUUGGAAGGGAGUAAGAGAGAGGUUCCUUUGUUCCUUGCUCCUAGGGGGAAAGUGGAGCCCAAUACUAAGUGAAGAGAAGCGACCUAAGGGGAGGCCAAAAGCAUCUCCGCCUCAUAACCAAGCUAGAGCCUUCUGCCUCUCAGAAGCGGGCCUCCAGCGGAGCGCGUGCAUGGGGCGGGGAGGAGAGAAGUCUUGGAGAGCGAAUAGAGAGCUCAAAGCAUCUGGCCCCUCUCUCCACAUCUUCCCUCCAUCUCCGGCGAGGGACUGCCUUACUGCCUCCCCCAAAUCAGACCUCUGCUGUCUCCAGGCCCUUUCUCAUUCUUUGCACGUGAAUUCUCACUUCUAUUAAAGUGUCUUGAUCAGAGAUCAGAGGUAGUCUUUGGGAUUCCUCGUGUUCCCCACCCUCGUCCCACCACAGCCUCCUGGUGGGAUAACAGCGAAGAGAUCUUUUUGCUCCAAGCAAGAGAACUGAAACCUAAGAUGGAGGAGGGAAGCUGGGAUAGGAAGCAAAGGAAGGGGUGAUAGAAACAGUUGCACCCCACUGAUCAGAAGUCAAUACAAGAGCGAAUGUGUGAGCCCUGAGUUCCUGACCCCAUCUCUUUUCUAGAUAUAGGUGAGCUAUGAUCUUUGCCUGUGGUUCUGCUAGCCUCCUUCCUCUGUCCCCAUCAUCCCCAAGAUCUAGGGAGGACUCCAGAGGAAGGGAUUGAGUUAUGAACUUAGCUGGAGCCGGUAGAACAGAAGCAGCUGUUCAGGCUACUUUAUAUGGCUUGGGAUGGGAUGGGAUGGGCUACACAAAGCAAACGUGAUGAAUAAAGAUCAGUGAAAAUAUGACCAUAUGAACUUUGAUUAGUUAAUUAUAAAGAAUAAACUUUGAUUAGUUAAUUGUAAAGACCACAUUCGGGGAGAAAAGAGAAUGAAGCACACCUUCUUCCUUUUGGAAAGGUGGGGGAGGGGAGUUACUGCUAUGUCUGUUCAUUUUACUUGACUUUUUGUCGAAAUGGAGAGUUCAACUGGUGUGUGGAGUAUGUUGGAAAAUAACCCCAAAAAAUUCGUUGGGGAGGGAGAAAAUUUGAAACUGAAAAUAAACAUUUUAUAGAAAAUGUAAUAUAUGAUAGUAAAAUAUUUUAAAAUAUACUGCUAAUAUAUUUAAAUAACAAUCUGUAUAUUAUAGAUUCACAGUUUUAUAUAUUCUAAUUUUCUGGCCUUUGUGUAUGGAAGUGUUGGUGUUUGUUGCUACUUUUUUUAGUUUAUAAUAUAAAAAAAUCAUUUAAUAUUUUUUAAGAAAAGGUAUUGCAGGCAAU